Schistocerca americana (American grasshopper) is the source of this 894-nucleotide messenger RNA. Its product is annotated as mite allergen Eur m 3-like. Gene Ontology annotation, biological process: proteolysis. Lineage: Eukaryota; Metazoa; Arthropoda; Insecta; Orthoptera; Acrididae. The transcript has 7 exons. Bases 46 to 894 code for a protein of 282 amino acids. Gene Ontology annotation, molecular function: serine-type endopeptidase activity. The record is from RefSeq and is a predicted model, not a curated record.
AGCAGCAGUGCAGAACCCUGUAGCUGGCCAGAACGGAUUGAGAACAUGCAGAGCGUGACGUGGUUGGUACUAUUGCUGGUGACAGCUGCGCACAGCACCGCCGGUGGGGUGUCGCCGCCUGCCUUGUCGGAAGUGAGUGGGCGCAUAAUCAACGGGGAGCCUGCAGCCCUGGGGGAGUUCCCUGCACAGCUGUCCCUGCAGAAGAAUGGUCACCACUCGUGCGGAGCGUCCAUCCUCAGCGACUACUGGGCGCUGACUGCGGCUCACUGCGUUUACGCACUUGUUAGUGGCACCGUUCUGGAGUUGCUAUCAGGCACCAUCACUCUGGACGAGGGAGGCACCCGCCACUCCGUAACGUCCAUCGUCAUCCACCCGCAGUACGAUGAGUCCGACUCCUGGGUCAACGAUGUCGCAGUGCUUAGGGUGUGGAUGCCGUUCCCGCUGAACAGUGAGACAGUGGCGCCGAUCCAGCUGCCUGAGCAGGGAGAGGACACACCUGCCGGAUCGCCAGUCACCGUGGUCGGUUGGGGGCGCCUUUCGUUCGACGGGAACAUCUCGAACAGCCUGCAGAAGGUGGACAUCGAGGUGUGGGACCGAGACCUGUGCUCGUUGCUCUUCGAGGACGGCUUUCAGUCUCCGGUCUACCUCACGCAGAUCUGCGCUGCUGGCGUCGACGAACGGGGGUCGUCUUGUGACGUGAGUACAGCUCCAAUCCAGUUUCAGGGCGACUCUGGAGGCACCCUGCUGCUUGAGGGCGUCGUCGUGGGUCUGGUGUCGUGGUCCUACCGCUGCGCCACCCCUCCCUACCCCACAGUCUACACCAGGGUCUCCAGCUACGUCGAUUGGAUCGGCCAGCAGAUCAGCGUCGGACGUACGGCUCCAGGCCUUCACUGA